AUGAGUGGAAUACCACAAGUAGGGAAACCUACGCUUAAGAUUAUAUUAGUUGGUGAUAGCGGUGUCGGCAAAACAUGCCUACUAUCUGCAUAUUUCAAACAGAAGUUCGAAUAUCAAACAAAUCCAACCGUCGCACCAAGUUAUAGCUGCAUUGACAUUAAACUAGAAAAUGGAUAUACAUUAUGCCUUCAGAUAUGGGAUACUGCAGGCCAAGAACGUUACCAUUCGAUUAGUAAGCUUUUCUUCAGAGAUUCAGAUGUAGCAUUUAUUUGUUUCCAAGCAGGCGAUGAACAGUCAACAAAAGAAAUCGUUAAUUGGGUUACUAGAGUUCGGGAAGAAGUUCCAACCUGUACUCUAUUCUUUGUAAUGACAAAAGCAGAUCUUCACACACCAGAACAAAAUCAACAAUUUAAACAAGAGGUGAUUCCUCAAAUACAGGGUUAUGAUUGCCAAGGACCGUUUUUAACGUCUUCAUUAACAAAAGAAGGCGUUAACGAAUUAUUCCAAGCAGCAGCCAAAGUAUAUAAGGGUCCAAAUAAAUCGCCAAGUCAAGUAACUAAUAGAUCAUUAGAAGAUAAGAAUAAUAAACCUUGUUGUUAA
This is a messenger RNA of Trichomonas vaginalis G3, 600 nucleotides long. RefSeq names its product small Rab GTPase RabB2. Lineage: Eukaryota; Parabasalia; Trichomonadida; Trichomonadidae. Bases 1 to 600 code for a protein of 199 amino acids. The transcript has a single exon. Gene Ontology annotation, molecular function: GTP binding; GTPase activity. The record is from RefSeq and is a predicted model, not a curated record.